UGUCCUGUCUUGCCGGCCCGGGCAGCAGAGCCGAGCCGCCGUCUCGGGCCGAGGGAGGCACGGAGCCGAGCCGAGCGAGCUGGCGGCUGGGGCCAUGGCGGGUGGGGACAGCCGGGAGGACGGCGAGGCGGCGGUGGUAACGGUGAGGGUGCAGUACUUGGAGGACGCUGACCCCUUCGCCUGCGCCAACUUCCCGGAGCCUCGCCGAGCCCCCACCUGCACCCUGGACGGCGCACUGCCCCUGGGUGCCCAGAUCCCCGCUCUCCACCGGUUGCUGGCGGCACCGCUCAAGCUAGAAGACUGAUGCCCUGCAAGUCUCAACCAAUCUGGAUAUUACUUGGACCCGGAUCUAUCCCUAGAAGAGCAGCGCGAGAUGCUGGAUGACUUCUAUGAAGAGAUUGGCAAAGGGAGGAAGCCCACCCUCAUCCUUCGUACCCAGCUCUCCAUCCGAGUCCAUGCCAUCCUAGAGAAGCUCUACCGAUCCAGUGGCCCGGAGCUGCGACGCUCACUCUUCUCCCUGAAGCAGAUCUUCCAGGAGGACAAGGACCUGGUCCCGGAGUUUGUGCACUCAGAGGGCCUGAGCUGUCUGAUCCGAGUGGGGGCCGCUGCGGACCACAACUACCAGAGCUAUAUUCUUCGAGCCCUGGGCCAGGUGAUGCUCUUCGUAGAUGGGAUGCUGGGCGUGGUGGAACACAGUGAAACCGUGCAGUGGCUGUACACCCAUGUGGGGGUAGAGUCUCGUCUGGUGAUGAAGACAUCCCUGAAGCUCCUUCUGGUGUUUGUGGAAUAUGCAGAGACCAAUGCACGGCUCUUCAUCCAGGCUGUCAAUGCUGUCGCCAAUGCCACUGGCGCCUACCCAUGGGCCACCUUUGUAUCCAUCCUGGAAGAGAAGAAUGGAGCUGACGCGGAGCUGUUGGUGUUCACCAUGACACUGAUCAACAAGACGCUGGCAGCCCUACCAGACCAGGACUCAUUCUAUGAUGUGACGGAUGCAUUGGAGCAACAGGGCAUGGAGGGCAUUGUGCAAAGGCACCUGGGUAGCCCGGGCACAGACGCUGACCUCAGGACUCAGCUUGUUCUCUAUGAGAGUGCCCUGCGGCUAGAAGACGGAGACCCUGAAGAGGGGGUGCCUGGUAUGCGGCGGGAGCGCAGGAAGCCUUCAUCAGAAGAGGGAAAGAGAAGCCGGCGUUCCCUGGAGGGGACAGGCUCUGGUGUCAGUUCUCCUGCCAGGGCAAGCUGCCCCAUCCUGCCUCCCUCCAAAUCUCCUGUGGAAGCUCACCCUCGCCCCAUAGGCCCAGCCCCCUGCCUCAGUUCUUCAGUGGUCCUGUUUCCCAGCCCCACUAUGGUCCCCCCUACCGAUCCACUGGGUGAAAGGAGCAUCUAUAAAGCCCGUUUCCUGGAGAACGUGGCGGCAGCUGAAACGGAGAAGCAGGCUGCCUUGGCGCAGGGGCGGGCUGAGGCCCUAGCUGGAGCCGUGCCAGAUGAAUCCGACGGACACCAGGACCCCCGAGAGCUAUGGAACACCCCAGAACCAGACCCUGCCCCCCGCCCCCCCAGCACCCCAAGAAGUCCCCUUCCCCGGCCCCUGAUCCUAGCCCAGCGAAGCCUGGAGUCUGAGGUCCUGACGCCAGAAGCUCAGGUUCCCUCAGAGCUGCUCUCACCCCAGCCUUCGCUCCGCAUCGGAGACUUGGACUUUUCUGAUCUAGGGGAGGAUGAAGACCAGGAUCUGUUGGCCACCGAGUCAACUGGGGCUGCAGGAGAUGUCCUGGCACCACCCCCCCUCCCUGGGAAUCCUCCACCCCCACCCCCUUUGCCCCCAGGAUGCCCCCCACCAGCCCCACCACCCCCACCCCUUGGAGGGGCACCUCCACCUCCUCCACCCCCUGGGCUACCCCCACCUCCACCAGGUCCCUCUGCCAUUGAUGGUCCCAUCCUCCCUCCUAAGAGGAAGACUGUGAAGCUGUUUUGGCGGGAGCUAAAGCCGGGAAAGGGGGUCAAAGCCCUGGGUCGGUUUGGCCCAAGCCCUACCCUGUGGGCCUCACUGGAGCCUGUGACUUUGGACACUGCGAAGUUGGAGCAUCUGUUUGAGACAAGAGCCAAGGAAGUGAUGUCCAACAAGAAAGCUGCUGAAGGCCGAAGAACAAUGACGAUGGUGCUGGACCCCAAGCGAAGCAACGCCAUCAACAUCGGCCUCACGGCGCUGCCCCCCGUCCAUGUCAUCAAAGCAGCCCUGCUCGGUUUUGAUGAGUUUGCCGUCAGCAAGGAUGGCAUUGAGAAGUUGCUGACAAUGAUGCCUACGGAGGAGGAAAAGCAGAAGAUCCAAGAGGCCCAACUGGCCAACCCAGACAUCCCUCUGGGCCCAGCUGAGAGCUUCCUCUUGACCCUGGCCUCCAUUGGUGGGUUGGCCGCCCGACUGCAGCUAUGGGCCUUUAAGCUAGAUUAUGAGACCAUGGAACGGGAGAUCGCAGAGCCCCUGUUUGACCUCAAGCUGGGCAUGGAACAACUGGCCCAGAACCCCACCUUCCGCUGCAUCCUGGCUACCCUGCUAGCUGUGGGCAAUUUCCUCAAUAACUCUCAGAGCUGCGGAUUUGAGCUGAGUUACCUGGAGAAGGUAUCUGAGGUGAAAGACACUGUGCGGCGGCAGUCCCUGCUCUAUCACCUCUGCACACUUGUGCUCCAGAGCCGGCCCGAGUCCUCUGACCUCUACUCAGAGAUUCCAGCCCUUACUCGGUGUGCCAAGGUGGACUUUGAGGUGCUGGCUGAAAACUUGGAGCAGCUGGAACGGCGGAGCAGGGCAGCCGAGGAGAACCUGCGGAGCCUGGCCAAGCACGACCUCACGCCUGCCCUGCGUGCCCGCCUCACCCACUUCCUAAGCCAGUGUGCCAAGCGCAUUGCCAUGCUCAAAGUGGUACACCGGCGCGUGUGUAACAGGUUCCGUGCCUUCCUGCUGUACUUAGGGUACCCCGCAGAAGCAGCCCGGGAGGUGCGGGUGAUGCAGUUCUGCCAGACGCUUCGAGAGUUUGCCCUGGAGUACCGGACGUGCCGGGAACGUGUAGUCCAACAGCAGCAGAAGCGGGCCACCUACCGUGAGCGCAAUAAGACUAGGGGGCGCAUGAUCACCGAGACGGAGAAAUUCUCAUCCGUUGCUGAGGAGGCCUCAAGUCUCCUACCUGUGCCAGUGGCCGUUGGGAGUGGUCCAGGUCAGGGGGACAAGGACACAGAUAUCACCAUGCGGAGCCUGUUGACCAGCGGGACUGAAGCUCUGACCCACAACCGAAGGAGCCGAGGCCUGGCCCGGAACAACACCCCUGCAGCAGCACCAGCGACCCCCGCCACACCCCCAGAGGAGGCCCUGGGCUCCGGCUCUCCUACAGACACCUCAGACGAGAUCAUGGACAGACUGGUGCAGUCCGUGACCCGGAGCAGCCCCCGGGCUCUGGCUGCCCGGGAGCGGAAGCGAUCUCGGGGCAAUAGGAAGUCCUUGAGAAGGACCCUGAAGGGCGGCCUUGGUGAUGACCUGGUGCAGGCACUAGGACUGAGCAAAGGGCCCGGCCUGGAGGUGUGAGAGGGGUGACCCCACUAUAUCCCUCUCAAGGCGCCUCCCAGAGAGUGGCCUCUACACUCCAGGGAGGUAAAGGGGAGAGGCAGUUGGGGAGAAGACGGGGAGAAUCCGUGCCCCCUCCUCCCAGCCAGUCCAUCACUCCGUGUGCCCUGGGGGCCCGGGGCCUAAGCAGUAUUACUUGUGUGUGAGCCUGUGUGAUGGGUGUGUGUGUGUGUGUGUGUGUGUGCUUAUGUGAGAGAGGGAUUUCUAGCCUAGGGUAAUAA
Messenger RNA from Dromiciops gliroides (monito del monte), 3825 nucleotides. RefSeq names its product formin homology 2 domain containing 1 (gene FHOD1). Lineage: Eukaryota; Metazoa; Chordata; Mammalia; Microbiotheria; Microbiotheriidae. Gene Ontology annotation, cellular component: cytoplasm; cytoskeleton. Gene Ontology annotation, biological process: cortical actin cytoskeleton organization; actin filament network formation. The record is from RefSeq and is a predicted model, not a curated record. The transcript has 23 exons. Gene Ontology annotation, molecular function: actin filament binding.